UUGUCGGAAAUGCAUGUUUUGUGGAAUUGAUUUACAACAAGAAAAAUGUAAUUGUGACUUGUCUAAUGUACCAUGUAGAGGUAACCGAACAGAUACUGUAAAAUACGCAUUUACAAGAAUCUUUGAUCCGAAUUGGAUUAAAGAAAAAGUAGACUUUGUCCAGCAAAAAAUAAAAUAUUAUAAUUAUUCAUUAAGUUCAAAAGAGUAUUUUAGUUUUACUUUGUGCACUCGCUGCAAUAGUAUUUUGUUAAGAUUAUCCUCAAAAGCAAUAAAGACCCAAGUACAAAGUACUAUAACCGAUUCAGAAAAUUUUAAAACAAAUUAG
This is a messenger RNA of Scutellospora calospora, 325 nucleotides long. NCBI's taxonomy places the organism in Eukaryota, Fungi, Glomeromycota, Glomeromycetes, Diversisporales, Gigasporaceae. The record is from the annotation of a GenBank genome assembly.